AUGAUCCGCCGGAAUCGUACAACUGAAACUGAGCUGAAAAGGUCCCAAAACAUAAUAUUACCACGCUACUGGAAAAGGCAGAGGGUUCUUUACAAAUUCGGACAGAAAAUCCUUCAUAACCAAUGGAAUUCCGAUUACAUAUAUACGCGUACCUAUAUAUGUAUUACAUAUUCACUUGAUAAUUGAGAAAAUUUCGUCCUCAACAGCUUCGAAAAUAUUCACAUUUUUCUUAUACGCGAACAACGCGAUAUUAACAACCACAUUGCAAAUCUAAUAUUUUACUUUUAAUAUUAAACCUUUCAAAUUUCUACAAAAUUCUCUAAACGUUCGAUCUCCACAGGUAUAAUCUUUAAUUUCAUUAUCAUAUAUCGUUGAAUCAUCUCCGAUCAUCUUAUUGUUACCAUCUAUUUGCUAGACUGUGGAUGUUCAUGAAAAUUCACAUAUUGGUAUCGUAGAAUCUAAACGAAGAUUUAGAUAUAUAUACUUUAUAUUCCGAACAUUUUCGUACAUUUAAAUUUACAAGAAAUUUAGAGAUGCAAAUUCCCUUUAAUUUCUCUAGAAAGAAAAAAAAGAAGAAGAAAGGUAUGAAAUUCCACAAACAUCCACAGUCCAUCGAUCCAACCUGAUCGGAAAACGAACUCCAAGUGACCGAGUGUCUCGCCCUCGAGAAAUUUCCCAUCUCCGAACUAACUUACCAUUAUCAUAGUUGUCGGAAUGUUCCUCGGUAAUUGCUGACUAACCAGCCAAUAAUCGAAACGUGGCGUUUCCAGUGUGGCGGGCACAGCGGUGUCUGGACAGCAAGCGUGAUCAUACUGUCAAUCGGAACCUGGGUCGGGAAAGUUGGCCCGCGACCAGCCGAUGGCGAGACUGCACACCUGACAUCGCCUAGGGAAAGGUUGGAGACCGUGCGACAGGUUCUUUCCGAGGUGCCUUUGAUCGACGGCCACAAUGACCUGCCGUGGAACAUUCGCAACUUUGUUCACAAUCAACUGGCCGAGUUUGAUUUCGACAAGGAUCUACGACAAGUCGCGCCUUGGAGCAAGAGCGCCUGGAGCCAAACGGAUCUGGUUAGGCUUCGUCAGGGGAUGGUCGGCGGUCAGGUAACUAUCUUGAUUGCAAAUCACUCUGCAUUAUCACUGAUUACUGCAUGCUAACGUAUGACAGUGCGUUAAGUAUUUAGUUACUUAGAUAUGUGGCCCGGAACUUUCUCCAAUGGCCAACAACGACAUAGUUGUCGCCAUCUGCAGCGAAGGCUAG
Messenger RNA from Heterotrigona itama, 1257 nucleotides. The record is from the annotation of a GenBank genome assembly. Lineage: Eukaryota; Metazoa; Arthropoda; Insecta; Hymenoptera; Apidae.